UGCGUGUCCAUUUGAGAGUAAACGUGCUGAGAGUCGCUCUCAAGCUGCUCUCGAGAGCGAUCUCGCAAAUGGACAUAGUCUGGAGAGUAGCUCGCGGAGAGUUGAUAAAUUACUCUCGACAUUCGACUUUUUUGAGAGUCACUCGCAAGUGGACACAUGUGCCUACCACUAUCCGAGAUAAGCUCGCGGAAUACCAACACAGUUCGUAUUUUGCGAGUAGCUCUCGAGAGUUAACAUGGCAAAGCAGUGGACAUUGGAGGAAACCAAUCAACUCAUUGAAAAAUAUGAGUCAGUUGAAAUAUUGUGGAAAACUUCAGAUAAAUCAUUUCGCGAUAGAAAUAAAAAAAGCGUAGUUUUAACUGAAUUUGCGAAACAGUUCUCGUGUUCUGAAGAUGAAAUAAAAAGAAAGCUUCAUAACUUAAGAAACCAGAUGUCCCAAGAAUUAAAAAAAAGUAAAAAAAGAAAAAGUGGAGCAGGAACUGACGAAUUAUAUAGCAGUAAGUGGCCCUAUUUUCGGGCUCUGCAGUUUCUUAUUCCAUUUUUAACGCCUUCUGAAACCAUCUCAAAUCUGAAUAAAGAAACGAACUGUAAAAAUGAUGUGCCUACUACAGUUACAACUGAGAUUACAUCUGAAUCACUGAAAACGGUGGAAAUCAUAAAAAAGAGUGAUCCGAAAGGAAAACAAAAAAAAAGGAGAGCUGAGUCAGAUGAUGAAGAUUCUCUCAAAGCGGCCUUAAAAAUUUUAAAAAGGGAACCGGAUGAGCAUGAUAUUUUUGGGGAAUAUGUUGCUCAAGAAUUACGCAGCCUAAAGUUUGAUUUUAAUAAACGAAAGCUCAAAAGUGAAAUUCGCAAGGCUAUAGUUCAUAUAGCUGACGAUGAUGACUCACUUUCACAACCUUCUACAAGCUUUCAGUAUUCUCAAACAAAUGAUGAUUCUACAUCAUCUGUUUCUGGUCAAUUAAACUUUUCGAACGUUAACUUAUCAGAAGGACAAUCAAAUAAAACUUCAGGAGAAUAUAUAACACACGUUGAAUUCGAGAAAUUUUAAAAAAAUAACUUUAUCUUGAAACUAUGUAUUUUGUUCAUAUAAAUUUGAGUUGAGAAUAAAUUUUUUUCGUUUUUACCUUCAAAAACUUGUCUUUUAAACUGUUGAAAAUUGCUGGACAGACAUCUCUCACAAUUCUUCCUAUUGUACACACUGGAAUCCGAAAAAGGUACUGAAGGCUGCCGUAUGAAUCACCUGCACAGAUUAUACAAUUAACUUUUAGUUUUUCCUUCGAAAUUUGCGAUUCAUUAUGCUUACCGGAUGCUAAAAAUCUAAGUGUUACCAGUAUACGCUCGCGUACUGGUAUGGCUUCCCUUAACUAUGUAUCUUUUUUAAAAAUUAUGGGUCCAACGUUUUGAAUCAAAAAUUCAAUUUGACCAGCUGACAAUCGGCAAAAAUUUCGAAAUUGUUGAGGAUCUUCAAUUUGAAGCUCUCUUGAAAGAGCAGACCCCGCACCGAAUUGGUUACGACGAUCUACCCACGGUUUGACCCAACAUUUUUUUUAAUU
Messenger RNA from Eupeodes corollae, 1553 nucleotides. RefSeq lists its product as uncharacterized. The record is from RefSeq and is a predicted model, not a curated record. Lineage: Eukaryota; Metazoa; Arthropoda; Insecta; Diptera; Syrphidae. The transcript is spliced from 3 exons. The coding region runs from base 236 to 1048 and encodes 270 amino acids.